AUGAUAACUUGUUCAAGAUCAGUCGAGUUUGAUGCAGGUCACAGGGUUUUAAACCACGAAUCGAAAUGCCGAACGGUUCAUGGUCACCGAUACAAGGUAGAUAUAACGGCACAGAUAGAUGAGCUGGACGACAUUGGUCGGGUGGUUGACUUUUCCGUUUUAAAACAGGUCAUCGGUGGCUGGAUUGAUGAACAAUGGGACCAUGCUAUGGUGUUGAACAAAGAUGAUCCUAUGCUUCAGCAUUUCAAGGAUGACGAUCAUGCCUUGAAGCCACCAUAUGUGAUGGACACAAACCCCACGGCUGAAAAUAUGGCUAAGUUUCUUUUGGAUAAAUCAAAUGAACUGCUGGCCGGUUACGAGGGGUUGAAGGUAAUCAGUGUUGUCGUCCACGAAACACCAAACUGUAAAGCGGAGGCCACGUUUUGA
Sycon ciliatum is the source of this 426-nucleotide messenger RNA. Its product is annotated as 6-carboxy-5,6,7,8-tetrahydropterin synthase-like. Bases 1 to 426 code for a protein of 141 amino acids. NCBI's taxonomy places the organism in Eukaryota, Metazoa, Porifera, Calcarea, Leucosolenida, Sycettidae. The transcript has a single exon. The record is from RefSeq and is a predicted model, not a curated record.